Messenger RNA from Danaus chrysippus (African queen), 201 nucleotides. The record is from the annotation of a GenBank genome assembly. NCBI's taxonomy places the organism in Eukaryota, Metazoa, Arthropoda, Insecta, Lepidoptera, Nymphalidae.
AUGGCCCGCGGCGAUGAAGUUAAGACAGCCUCCAAGGCUACAAACGCUUGCAAGCAAUUCGAUGUCUCUGCUCCGAUCAAAAAACCUAUAGCAAGUCAAUUAGCAUCACAAUCAGCAAAAAAGUCUGAGCAGAAAAAUUACGGCGCCUGGGGCCCAACCUUCAAGGAUAAGAGGACUUUCGUCGACAUGCACCACUGCUGA